Humulus lupulus (European hop) is the source of this 453-nucleotide messenger RNA. RefSeq names its product EG45-like domain containing protein. The record is from RefSeq and is a predicted model, not a curated record. Gene Ontology annotation, biological process: systemic acquired resistance. The transcript has 3 exons. Lineage: Eukaryota; Viridiplantae; Streptophyta; Magnoliopsida; Rosales; Cannabaceae. The coding region runs from base 1 to 453 and encodes 150 amino acids. Gene Ontology annotation, cellular component: apoplast; cell wall.
AUGGCCUCCUCCCGGUUUUACAACAUUAUUUUGUUAACCAUUUCUUGUUUAUGCGUUAACCUGAUGACCCUUCCUUCGUUUGUUCACUCCCAAGAAACAGGCACUGCCACCUUUUACACUCCGCCCUAUCAGCCAUCUAGUUGCUACGGUUUCGAGGAGCAAGGAGUGAUGAUAGCAGCAGCAAGUGAUGCCAUAUACAACAAUGGAGGAGCAUGUGGACAAAUGUACCAAGUGAGUUGCUUGAGUGGGACAAACUUAGGCACCCCAAUGCCUUGUUUGGGUGGCUCUGUUACUGUCAAAAUCGUUGAUCACUGCCCACCUGGGUCCUGUAGGGGUACUAUUGACUUAUCACAAGAGGCCUUUGCUUCCAUUGCAGAUCCAGCUUCUGGGGUUAUCAACAUCUCUUACCAACAGUAUGAACUUACUUAUCUUAUCACUUCUUUCCAGGUCUAA